AAAUCCCUGCGCAGAAGAAGCGGAAUACGGGUGGGAAAAUAUAACGCAGGUUUAGCGUGACUUGUCUUUGAUUCCUGGCUGCUGUGCUGAAAGUUAAAGGAUAGUAAUGAUUUCAUCCACACUUACCAGGAGACUCAUCCUUGGUUUUUGCCGGACUUCCCUGCGGCCGGCUGUUGCAGGACCAGUGGUGACCCGAGGUUACCGUGGUGAUUCCCCAGAACCAAAUAUGAUAGAGAUACCCUUGCCACCGUGGCAGGAGAAAAAAAAUGAAUCUCUGGAUAUCAAGAGGAAGCGUCUGCUUUACGAGAGCCGAAAGAGAGGCAUGCUGGAGAACUGCAUCCUCCUCAGCAUUUUUGCUAGGCAGUAUCUGGAGAGUAUGAAUGAAGCUCAGCUGCGUCAGUAUGACAGACUAAUCAACGAGCCAAGCAACGACUGGGACAUCUACUACUGGGCAACAGAGGCAAAGCCAACACCGGAUGUCUACCAAGGAGAAGUGAUGGAUCUGCUGAAGGAGUUCACGAAGAACAGGCAGAUGGAGCAGAGGCUGGACGCUCCAAACCUGGAAUAUCUUGAUAAAAGCCAGUGAAGCGUUACUCACGUGUCAUCUCCAGGAGGCGCGAACACAAGGCUGAAGUGCCUCACUAUGUCAUAGCACAUUUAAAGGCAUUGGUUGACCAAAUAUGCUAAGAAAUAAACAAUAAAAGCUAGUGCUAUUUGAUCCUUUAUUCUUUAUGCACUCUUAGCAUAUUUGGCCAAACUAUUCCUGUCAGCUUAGCUCGCCAGAACACCAGCCUUACGUGACAAAUUGUACAGGACGAGCUUGUUGUUUGUUUAUUUUGUUUCAAGACAGAUACGCUCAUCAAGUACACUUGCAUCAGUAACUGUAAUGAGGCGUCUAAUUUUCAGACUAAAAUAUUAUGUAAAUAUUCUACUUAUUAUGACUUUUCUCAGUAUGGAGGCAGUUUCGGUGGUAACGUCUGUUUAACCAAAGUGAGUUAAACACAGAGAGACGCUGACAGACAUAAUUACUGCUUUUACUGAGCUUGUACAGUGAUUAUAAGGUGAAACUAUAAUGUGCUGUAUUAAAGAUUAUAUUAAUCAGUGA
Colossoma macropomum (tambaqui) is the source of this 1105-nucleotide messenger RNA. RefSeq names its product succinate dehydrogenase complex assembly factor 2 (gene sdhaf2). Bases 107 to 586 code for a protein of 159 amino acids. Gene Ontology annotation, biological process: mitochondrial respiratory chain complex II assembly; mitochondrial electron transport, succinate to ubiquinone; tricarboxylic acid cycle. Lineage: Eukaryota; Metazoa; Chordata; Actinopteri; Characiformes; Serrasalmidae. Gene Ontology annotation, cellular component: mitochondrion. The record is from RefSeq and is a predicted model, not a curated record. The transcript has 4 exons.